This is a messenger RNA of Camellia sinensis, 2302 nucleotides long. Its product is annotated as putative inactive receptor kinase At5g67200. Gene Ontology annotation, biological process: protein phosphorylation. Gene Ontology annotation, molecular function: protein binding; protein kinase activity; ATP binding. The record is from RefSeq and is a predicted model, not a curated record. NCBI's taxonomy places the organism in Eukaryota, Viridiplantae, Streptophyta, Magnoliopsida, Ericales, Theaceae.
AUGUAGCAGAAGUAUUCUGUUGUUGACUAGACAGACACUAUAGACAGCAGAACACAUGAAUGAACAAAGAGGAGAGAAAAAUAAAGAAAGAAAAAGGGCAGAUGGGCCUUCUCCUCCUCUUUUUCUUGUUCCUCAACAAAAAGUAAAACCCAAUUAUAAUUCUUCAGCUGUCUAAUAUUUUGGGAGAGACAGACUCACAUUUUGAUAAUUUCUCUUCCCUUUCCUUUUCACCAAGAUGAGCAUAAUAAGGUUAUUAUUGUUGCUCCACAAUGCUCUUCUUUUGGUAUCUUUGAAUCUGAUAUACAACUACUCAUCAGUCACCGCCGUUUCUCAUCCUCCUCCCGCAGCUGAUUCGCCUGCCGAGAACUUACCACCAGCACCUCAUGACGCCUUAGCUCUUUUAGCAUUCAAAUCAAAAGCCGAUUUGCAGGGCAAGCUUGCAUUCUCAUCUAACACCAGCUUGGAUUAUUGCAAAUGGCAAGGACUGCAAUGUGUUCAAGGCAAGGCAGUCCGAGUGGUCCUCCAAGGGCUGAGUCUCGAGGGUGUUUUUGGUGAGGGCACAUUGAGUCGUCUCGACCAGCUCAGAGUCCUGAGUCUGCAAAACAACUCCCUCACCGGACCCAUUCCGGAUCUCUCUGGUCUUUUCAACCUCAAAUCCCUAUUUCUCGACCAUAACUCUUUCAAUGCGUCUAUCCCACCUUCAAUCUCCACCCUCCAUCGUCUCCGAACUCUAGAUCUCUCUUACAACAAUCUCACCGGACCAAUACCUGUGUCUUUAACGAAUCUCGACCGGUUGUACUAUUUUCGGCUCGAUUCAAACCGGCUCAACGGUUCGAUUCCUCCUCUCAAUCAGUCGUCUCUCCAAGUCUUCAAUGUUUCCAGAAACAAUUUAACAGGUGCUGUACCAGUGACUCCGACUUUACUCCACUUCGGCACAUCGUCGUUUUCGUGGAACCCUGGACUCUGCGGCCAGGUCGUAAACAAAGAAUGUAACUCACAGGUACCCUUUUUCGGCCCAGUGUCAGUGCCAGCUGCACCGCCGGUGGCGGCGCUUGGGCAGAACGCACAAACAGAACAAGGCGGCGUUGAGUGGGAUCAGCCGAGUGGUGCGAAGAAGCACAAAAGAACCACUGUCAUUGUUGGGUUCUCAUUAGCGGUUUUGAUACUGAUUGGUUCAAUCUUGUGUUUUGCAAUUGCCAUAAAUAAGCAGAAGCAGAAGAAGAAGAAGCAGCAGCCAAAGGUCCCGCCAACGAUAGCUUCGGACUCCGCCGCGGCCUCACACGCGGCAGUUGUAAUGAGAAUGGAGGAAGAGAAUGAGUUGGAGGAGAAGGUGAAGAAGGUGCAAGUGAUGCAAGUUGCAAAGAGUGGGAGUUUGGUAUUCUGUGCUGGGGAGGCACAGCUUUAUACGCUGGACCAACUAAUGAGAGCUUCGGCGGAGCUGUUGGGGAAGGGGACGAUUGGGACUACUUACAAGGCGGUGCUGGAUAACCGUCUGAUUGUAAGCGUCAAGCGACUCGAUGCAGGUAAAUUGGCUGGAACAAGUAAAGAUGAGUUCGAGCGACAUAUGGAAUCAGUUGGGGGACUUCGACACCCAAAUCUGGUUCCACUCAGGGCUUACUUUCAGGCCAAAGAAGAGAGGCUCCUUGUCUAUGAUUACCAGCCCAACGGCAGUCUCUUCUCUCUCAUCCACGGUUCAAAAUCAACGAGAGCAAAGCCACUGCACUGGACGUCAUGCUUGAAAAUUGCAGAGGACGUAGCACAAGGUCUCUCCUACAUCCACCAAGCAUGGCGCCUUGUCCACGGCAAUCUCAAGUCCUCCAACGUCCUCCUUGGCUCUGACUUCGAGGCUUGCCUAGCCGACUACUGCCUCGCUGCCCUUGCUAGUUCCUUUCCCUCUGAUGGCGACGAUGACAUCAAUAUAGGCUGUUACAGAGCUCCAGAGUCCCGAAAGUCAAAUCACCAAGCCACAGUCAAGUCAGACAUCUACUCAUUUGGAGUUCUUUUACUUGAGCUUCUAACUGGCAAGCCUCCAUCACAACAUCCGUAUCUAACGCCUAGUGACUUGAUCAAUUGGGUCAGGUCCAGCAGGGAAGACGAUGGAGGGGAAGACAGCCAGUUGGGAAUGCUUCUUGAGGUGUCUAUAGCUUGUAGUGCAAUGUCACCAGAGCAAAGACCCACAAUGUGGCAGGUAUUGAAGAUGAUACAAGAGAUUAAAGAUGCUGUUAUAAUGGAGGAUUGCAAUUCUGAUCCACUUACAGGGAUGGCUUAGUGUAGGAAAACAGUAUUUCAAACAACCCGACUU